GAAGCGGUUUCUGCACAGCCUGGGCAGGGUCUGGUGACCUUUGAGGAGGUGGCCGUGCAUUUCUCGGAGGAGGAGUGGGCUCUGCUGGAUCCAGGCCAAAGGACUCUGCACAAAGAAGUCAUGGAAGAGAAUUGUGGGAUCUUGGCCUCUCUGGGUGAUCACAGGGAGAGCAAGAAAAAUGGCCUACACAAGAAAAGGAAAACUGAAACUGAAGAGAAGAGGGAAAAUGAAUCCAUUUUUUUUGAAGGAUCAGACGUCUGUGAAACUCCAAUACUAGAAGCACCAAGUAAAAAGAACAUUCGUAAAAGCAAGAAACAGAGUAAAACUAAGAAGAUUCAUUCUAACAAAUAUCAAAGGUUUCAAUGCUUAGUGUGUGAAAAACAAUUCAUUUUCAACACACAACUUAACUUGCAUAAAAGAAUUCACACUGGGGAGAAGCCCUAUAAAUGCUUAGAAUGCGGGAAGACCUUUGCUCAGAGCACACACCUUAAGCUGCAUCAACGAAUUCACACUGGGGAGAAGCCUUAUAAAUGCUUAGAAUGCGGGAAGACCUUUGCUGACAGCGCAAGACUUAAGCUGCAUCAAAGAAUUCACACUGGGGAGAAGCCCUAUAAAUGCUUAGAGUGCGGGAAGACCUUUGCUCAGAGCACACACCUUAAGCUGCAUCAAAGAAUUCACACUGGGGAGAAGCCCUAUAAAUGCUUAGAAUGCGGGAAGACCUUUGCUCAGAGCACACACCUUAAGCUGCAUCAAAGAAUUCACACUGGGGAGAAGCCCUAUAAAUGCUUAGAGUGCGGGAAGAGCUUUUCUUACAGCACAAGCCUUAAGGGACAUCAAAGAAUUCACACUGGGGAGAAGCCCUAUAAAUGCUUAGACCGCGGGAAGACCUUUGCUCAGAGCACACACCUUAAGCAGCAUCAAGGAAUUCACACUGGGGAGAAGCCCUAUAAAUGCGUAGAAUGCGGGAAGAGCUUUGCUCACAGCACAAGCCUUAAGCGGCAUCAGGGAAUUCACACUGGGAAGAAGCCCUAUAAAUGCUUAGAAUGCGGGAAGAGCUUUGCUCAGAGUACACACCUUAAGCACCAUGGAGGAAUUCACACUGGGAAGAAGCCCUAUAAAUGCUUAGAAUGUGGGAAGAGCUUUUCUUACAGCACAAGCCUUAAGCGACAUCAAAGAAUUCACACUGGGGAGAAGCCCUAUAAAUGCUUAGAGUGCGGGAAGACCUUUACUCAGAGCACACACCUUAAGCAGCAUCAAGGAAUUCACACUGGGGAGAAGCCCUAUAAAUGCGUAGAAUGUGGGAAGAGCUUUCUUCACAGCACAAGCCUUAAGGGGCAUCAGCGAAUUCACACUGGGGAGAAGCCCUAUAAAUGCUUAGAUUGUGGAGAAAGCUUUGCUCGGAAUGCAAGCCUUAAGCGGCAUCAGCGAAUUCACACUGAGGAGAAGCUCUAUAAAUGCUUAGAAUGCGGGAAGAGCUUUGUUCUGAGCACACACCUUAAGCUGCAUCAAAGAAUUCACACUGGGGAGAAGCCGUAUAAAUGCUUUGAGUGCGGGAAGAGCUUUGCUCUGAGCACAUGCCUUAAUCUGCAUCAAAGAAUUCACACUGGGGAGAAGCCCUAUAAAUGCUUAGAUUGUGGAGAAAGCUUUGCUCAGAAUGCAAGCCUGAAGCGGCAUCAACGAAUUCACACUGGGGAGAAGCCCUAUAAAUGCUUAGAAUGUGGGAAAAACUUUGCUCAAAGCACAAGCCUUAAGCUGCAUCAACGAAUUCACAAUGGGGAGAAGCCCUAUAAAUGCUUAGAAUGCGGGAAGAGCUAUGCUCACAGCACCAGCCUUAAGCUGCAUCAAAGAAUUCACACUGGGGAGAAGCCCUAUAAAUGCUGAGAGUACAGGAGGACCUUUGCUUGGAGCACACACCUUAAGCAGCAUCAAGAAAUUCACACUGAGGAGAAGCCCUAUAAAUGCUUAGAGUGCGGGAAGAGCUUUGCUCGGAGCACCCAGCUUAAGCUGCAUCAAAGAAUUCACAGUGGGAAGAAGCCCUGUAAAUGGUUAGAGUGCAGGGAGAACUUUGCUCAGGGUAAACAUCUUAAGCAGCAUCAAAGAAUUCACACUGGGGAGGUGCCCUAUAAAUGCUUAGAGUUAGGAAAGAGCUUAGCUUGCAGUACAAGCCUUAAGUGCCAUCAAAGAAUUCACACUGGGGAGAAGCCCUAUAAAUGCUUAGUAUUCUUUUCAUUAGAAUCAUAUAAUAGUACAGUUGGAAAUGGCCUAUGAGGCCAUCGAGUCCAACCCCCCUGCUCAAUGCAGGAAUCCACCCUAAAACAUACCUGACAAAUGGUUGUCCAGCUGCCUCUUGAAGGCCUAUGGUGUGCAACAGUCCAGAACCUUCCAAGGUAACUGGUUUCAUUGUCGUACUGCUCUAACAGGAAGUUUUUCCUGAUGUCCAGCCAGAAUCUGCCUUCCUGUAACUUGAGCCCAUUAUUCUGUGUCCUGCAUGCUGGAAUGAUCGUGAAGAGAUCCUGGCACUCCUCUGUGUGACAACCUUUCAAGUCAUUGAAGAGUGCUAUCAUAUCUUCUUCCAAUCAUCUUCUCCAGGCUAAACAUGCCCUGUUCUUUCAGUCUCUCCUCAUAGGGCCUUGUUUCCAGGCCCCUGGUCAUCCUUUGAACAUGCUCCAGCUUGUCUGCAUCCUUCUUGAAGUGUGGUGCACAGAACUGGGUGAAAUACUCAAGAUGUGGCCUAGCCAGGACUGCAUAGAGGGGAACCAGUAUCUCAUGUGAUUUGGAAGCUAUACUUCUUUUAAAACAGCCCAAAAUAGUAUUUGCUUUGUUUGCAACCACAUCACACUGUUGGCUCAUAUUCAGCUUGUGAUCUAGAACAAUUCCAAGGUUCUUUUUGUUUGUAGUAUUGGUGAGUCACGUAUCCCCCCUCUUGUAAAUGUGCAUUUGGUUUCCUUUUCCUAGGUGUAGAACUUGGCAUUUAUCCCUAUUAAAUUUCAUUUUGUUGUUUUCAGCCCAGCACUCCAGCUCAUCAAGAUCUCUUUGAAGUUUUUUUCUGUAUUCCAGGGUGUUAUCUAUCCCACCCAAUUUGGUGUCAUCUGCAAACUUGAUGAGCGUUCCCGGCACGUCCUUCAACAUUUAAUAAAAAUGUUGAAGAGCACUGGGCCCAGGACUGAGCCCUGCGGUACCCCACUCCUUACCUCCCCCCAGAUUGAGAAGGUAUCGUUGAUCAGCAAUCUUUGAGUCUGAUUCUGUAGCCAACUCUGUAUCCACCUAAUAGUCCAUCUAGUCCACUUUUAGCUCUUUUGUUUAUCGGAAUAUCAUGGGGCACUUUGUCAAAAGCUUUGCUGAAGUCAAGAUAUAUGACGUCCACAGUGUUCCCACAGUCCAUAAGGGAGGUUACCCAAUCAAACAAUGAGAUCAGGUUAGUCUUACAGGAUUUGUUCUUGACAAAUCCCUGUUGGCUUCUAGUAAUCAUUGCAUUGUUUUCAAGGUGCUUCCAGAUUGACUUCUUUAGAAUCUUCUCCAGAAUUUUCCCAGGGAUGGAUGUCAGACUGACUGGUCUGUCUUUUCCCAGGUUCCUCCUUUUUGCCCUGUUUGAAGAAGGGACAACAUUAGCCCUCCUCCAGACAUAUGGCACCUCACCCGUCUUGCAUGAUUUUGCAAAGAUAAUAGACAAAGGCUCUGAGAGUUCUUCUGCUAGCUCCUUCAUUACUCUAGGAUGAAGUUCAUCAGGCUCUGGAGAUUUGAAUUCUCUCUGUAUUUUAGCACUUAAUUUUAACUUAAAUGCAAAUUUUACUGUUCUAACUCUGCAUUUUAAUUUUGUUGCGUGGUUUUAUCCUGGUUGUGCUUUUUAUACUGUAUUUUGUAA
Molecule: messenger RNA, 3862 nt
Organism: Elgaria multicarinata webbii
Lineage: Eukaryota; Metazoa; Chordata; Lepidosauria; Squamata; Anguidae
Product: zinc finger protein 420-like
Exons: 3
Coding region: 121-1881 (586 amino acids)
Biological process (GO): regulation of transcription by RNA polymerase II
Cellular component (GO): nucleus
Molecular function (GO): RNA polymerase II cis-regulatory region sequence-specific DNA binding; DNA-binding transcription factor activity, RNA polymerase II-specific
Source: RefSeq, a predicted model, not a curated record